GGCUCAUAACUUCAUUCACUACCUUAACCAUUCAAUCAAAUUCUUUAAGAGAAACUCGCAACACACAACAAGCCAAGAUGUCAAAGAAGAUCAUGUUGAAGAGCUCUGACGGAGAAUCCUUCGAGGUGGAAGAAGAGGUUGCACGUCAAUCACAGACUUUAGCAAAUCUCAUCGAAGACAAUUGCACCGAUGGCGAGAUCCCGAUUGCGAACGUCACAAGCAAAAUCCUCGGCAUGGUUGUAGAAUAUUGCAAGAAGCACGUCGUGGUGGUCGAUGGAGGUGAUGAUUCAUCUUCCUCCUCCACUUCCGAGGAGGAUCUCAAGAAGUGGGACGCUGACUUCAUGCAAAUCGACCAGUCCACGAUGUAUGACCUAAUCUUGGCUGCGAAUUACCUAAACGUUGCAAGCCUGCUUGACCUCGCUUGCCAGACAGUUGCUGAUAUGAUCGCAGUAUGCAAGAGUGCUGCAGAGAUUCGCGCAAAGUUUGGCAUCGAGAAUGAUUUUACACCAGAGGAAGAAGCAGAGAUUGUCAAGGAGAACCAAUGGGCUUUUGAAUGAAACCUAACUAGUUUGUUUGUUUUUAUUUUAUUAUGUUAUAAUAAACCAAUGGUGUUUUGCUAUGGAGACAAUCUUUAGUUGGAUAUUAAUAUAUGUUUUAGCAAUUUUA
Molecule: messenger RNA, 666 nt
Organism: Brassica oleracea var. oleracea
Lineage: Eukaryota; Viridiplantae; Streptophyta; Magnoliopsida; Brassicales; Brassicaceae
Product: SKP1-like protein 1A
Exons: 1
Coding region: 78-557 (159 amino acids)
Biological process (GO): SCF-dependent proteasomal ubiquitin-dependent protein catabolic process
Cellular component (GO): nucleus; cytoplasm
Molecular function (GO): cullin family protein binding
Source: RefSeq, a predicted model, not a curated record